This is a messenger RNA of Siniperca chuatsi (mandarin fish), 1540 nucleotides long. RefSeq names its product metallo-beta-lactamase domain containing 2 (gene mblac2). Lineage: Eukaryota; Metazoa; Chordata; Actinopteri; Centrarchiformes; Sinipercidae. The record is from RefSeq and is a predicted model, not a curated record. The transcript has 3 exons. Bases 138 to 968 code for a protein of 276 amino acids.
GUCUGCGGCCACCUUCACAUUAACCUCAAUGAAAACAUAUCACCUCUAGCUAGAAGGCUAGUUACAUCUCUCCCCCGCAAAAUCAACUGACAGCACCAUACCCGCAGCAGGUUACUUCGACAAGUGCAUGAACUGGGAUGUCUGCAGCCGACUGGUACGCUCACAAAUCGCUCGGAGACGGACUCUUCUGGAUCCAGGAGCGAUUCUACCAGUCAGAUAACCGGGCCAACAUCUGGCUGCUCCGCGGCUCACACCAGGACGUAGUGAUAGACACUGGUCUGGGCUUGAGAAGCUUACCUGACUACAUCGACGCCAAGGGGCUGCUCGGCAAAGAUCCGCAGAGGAAGAACCCGCUGCUGGCCAUCGCCACCCAUGCCCACUUUGACCACUCGGGCGGUCUGCAUCAGUUCCAACAGGUGGGCGUCCACAGCGCCGAGGUCGAUGCCUUGGCCAACGGAGACAACUUCGAGACGGUCACCUGGCUCAGCGACAGGGAGAUAGCCGAGGCUCCCAGUCCAGGAUGGAGGGCAAGGCACUACAAAGUCAAGGCUGUGCAGCCCACACACAUACUGCAGGAGGGUGAUGUCAUCAACCUGGGUGACAGACAGCUGACGGUGCUCCACAUGCCUGGUCACUCUCGGGGCAGCAUCUGUCUCCAUGACCGUGACAAUAAGUUGCUUUUCAGUGGAGAUGUAGUGUAUGAUGGCGCUAUGAUUGACUGGCUGCCCUACAGCCACGUCAGUGACUACAUCAGCAGUUGUGAGCGGCUGGUGGGGCUGGUGGACAGCGAACAGGUUGACCAAGUCCUCCCAGGACACUACAACACCUUUGGUGCGAAGCGGCUCCACCGGAUUGCAUCCACAUACAUCAGCAGAGCUGGAACGUGCCCUGCAAAGUUCUCCACAUUUGCCUGGAGUACUCUGGCUGGGGUGGCACUGCGGGCAAGUAACCCACGGAGUGCCUGCUAAUGAGAGGGGAUCAUGGAGCUGGAGGAAGCACAAGUGCACAAAGAAAAAUGUUUAAAUAUGGAGGACAUGAAAGAGGGUGAGGAGGGGAGACACCCCUCAUUUAUCUAUAACUUGAUGUAACAUUAUUCAUUUACUUAUGUAAUCCAACAGAAAUCAUGUAAUUGCCAAACAUUGUGUAAAAUGCCCCUAUUGGGUUACAUAAGUCAAUAAUCAGCAUCAUAAGCAUAUAAUAUAAAGUAUUUAUUAUUGUGAUUCUGUUCUAUACUAAUGAAUAUGUAUUUCUUGGGUUAAAUAUGAUUAUAUGUAUGUUUUUUUAUACUUUAAGCAGUUGUGAAAUUGCAAUAGCACAACAAUGGUACCACUCUGCACUGCAAACAGAAAGCAUGGAGCUUUGGGUUCUCUUCUGAGGUAUUUGAAGCAGUCAAUAUGGCCAUAGUAUUUCUCUAUGCAUUUUACAAUGCUCAGUGAAGACUCAGCGUCGACUACCUCCUAUGUUUGUAACAGUGCUUUGUACUAUUGACAAAUCUAAGGCUUUGCUAUCGAAACAUUGACAAUAAAGCCUCUGAUCUACC